Messenger RNA from Vicugna pacos (alpaca), 2142 nucleotides. RefSeq names its product zona pellucida glycoprotein 2 (gene ZP2). The record is from RefSeq and is a predicted model, not a curated record. Lineage: Eukaryota; Metazoa; Chordata; Mammalia; Artiodactyla; Camelidae. Gene Ontology annotation, biological process: prevention of polyspermy; binding of sperm to zona pellucida. Gene Ontology annotation, cellular component: egg coat. Gene Ontology annotation, molecular function: structural constituent of egg coat; acrosin binding.
AUGGCAUCCAGGCAGAGAGCAGACAGUAGGAGACUCUCAAGCCGAUUCAGAGCAGACUGGAGGUCCCUUUCUCUACUCUUCGCCCUUCUGACUUCGGUGAACUCAGUAGAUGUUAAUCAGCUGGUGAAUCAAGACUUCCCAGGCACUGUCAUUUGCCAUGAAAAUAGAAUGACAGUGGAGUUUCCAAGCAUUCUUGCCAACAAGACAUGGCACACAUCUGUCGUGGAUCCCCUUGGUCUUGAAAUGCUGAACUGUACUUAUGUUCUGGACCCAGAAAAGCUUACCCUGGAGGCCCCAUAUGAAACGUGUACCAAAAGAGUGCUUGGCCAGCACCAGAUGACCAUCAAACUCACGGACAACACUGCUGUUUUAAGACAAGAUGGUCUCACGUAUCAGGUCAGCUGUCCAGUGAUGCAAGCAAACAGCCAUGAGCAGCAUUCAGGAUCCACUGUCUGCACGAAGGAUUUCAUGUCUUUUACCUUUCACUUUUUUCCUGGCAUGGCUGAUGAAAAUGCAGAAUCCAAACCUCGGAUGGGAUGGACCAUUACAGUUGGUGAUGGUGAAAGAGCCCAAACUCUGACCUUUCAAGAGGCCAUGAUGCAAGGAUAUAAUCUCCUGAUUGGUAACCAGAAGAUGAACGUCCAAGUGUCAUUCCAUGCCACUGGAGUGACUCACUACUCGCAAGGUAACAGUCAUCUCUACAUGGUACCCCUGAAGCUCACGCAUGUAUCUCCUGGGCAGACGAUCAUCUUAUCAUCAAGAAUCAUUUGUAUGUCAGAUCCUGUAACCUGUAACGCCACACACAUGACUCUCACCAUACCAGAGUUUCCUGGGAAGUUAAAAUCUGUGAGCUUUGAAAAUAGGACUAUUGAUGUGAGCCAGCUGCACCACAAUGGGAUUGAUGCAGAAACAACAAAUGGCUUGCGGUUGCAUUUCAGCAAAACUCUUCUCAAAACAAAAUUCCCUGAAAAGUGCCUACCCUAUCAGUUCUACUUACCUUCACUCAAGCUGACCUUUCACAUUCAACUGGAGACUGUAUCCAUGGUGAUUUACCCUGAGUGUCCCUGUGAACCAACAGUUUCUAUAGUUUCAGGUGAGCUGUGUACUCAGGAUGGGUUUAUGGACGUGGAGGUCUACAGCCACCAGACAAAACCAGCUCUCAACUUGGAUACCCUCAGGGUAGGAGACUCCUCCUGCCAGCCAACCUUCAAAGCUCCAUCUCAGGGGCUGGUACGCUUUCGCAUACCCCUGAAUGGAUGUGGAACAAGACGUAAGUUCAAGAAUGACAAAGUCGUCUAUAAAAAUGAGAUACAUGCUCUCUGGGUGGAUCUUCCUCCAAGCACAAUUUCCAGAGACAGUGAAUUCAGAAUGACAGUGAGAUGCCAUUACAGCAGCAGUAACGUGCUAAUAAGUAGCAGUGUUGAAAGUCUUCCUCCUCCAGUGGCCUCAGUGAAGCCAGGUCCACUUGCCUUGACCCUGCAGACCUACCCAGAUAACUCCUACCUGCAGCCCUAUGGGGACAAGGAGUACCCUCUGGUGAGAUACCUCCGCCAACCGAUUUACCUAGAAGUGAGAGUCUUAAACAGGACGGACCCCAACAUCAAGCUGGUCUUAGAUGACUGCUGGGCAACGCCCACCGUGGAUCCAGCCUCUCUCCCCCAGUGGAAUAUUGUAGUGGAUGGCUGUGAAUACAACCUGGACAACCACAGGACCACCUUCCAUCCAGUUGGCUCCUCCGUGGCCUAUCCUAGUCACUAUCAGAGGUUUGACGUGAAGACCUUUGCCUUUGUGUCAGGGGCCCAGGAGUUCCCUCACUUGGUCUACUUCCAUUGCAGUGCCUUAAUCUGCAAUCGACUCUCUCCCGAACCCCCUCUGUGUUCUGUGAAUUGCCUUGUGUCGUCUAGAAGCAAACGAGCCACAGGGGCCACUGAGGAAGAGAAAAUGAUAGUCAGUCUCCCGGGCCCCAUCCUCCUGUUAGACGGCUCUUCACUCAGAGGCGCUGUGGAGUCCAAAGGGCAUGGGACUGCUGGUUUUGUUGCCUUUAAAACUGUGGUGGCUGGGGUUGCCUUAGCAGGCGUUGUGGGAACUCUCGGCUUCAUCGGUUACCUGCGCAAGAAAAGAACUAUAAUGUUAAAUCACUAA